AUGCCGACAGCACCACGAACGAAUAACGGGCCGCCGCCUGGUCACACAACUCGAUUGUCCUUGCUCGACGUUGACGCAGAGGCACGAAGAAAGGCGUACCAGCCUCCAUCUGAUGCUGCAGCUCCUCGUUUGGAUCCAGAUCCGUGGCAUGCCGACACUGCAAGGCACGACGCCCGUCUCAGAGAGAUCAUGAUCGAUCUGCAAGAAAAGGAUGGCCGUGUUUGCGAAGAAGAUGCAGAGUUUCUAGUCCUGAUGAGCGGUGAAGGAUCGAGGAUGAGCUCGGCAAUGCACCGCCGCCUUGCCUUCCUUCUGCAUGAAAUCUGGCAAAUCUGGCCCGGUGAGGACGACGAGGUAGAUGACAGCGAUGUUGCAGCUCUGAUGGGAGUCAUUGGCGAAGCCCAGGAAAAUCUGGAGUUUGAGGAGUACGAUCUGGCACAAUUACUCCUGAACAACAUUCUUGAAUAUCUGAGGUCCAUAGGACUCUGA
This is a messenger RNA of Zasmidium cellare ATCC 36951, 486 nucleotides long. RefSeq lists its product as uncharacterized. Bases 1 to 486 code for a protein of 161 amino acids. The transcript has a single exon. The record is from RefSeq and is a predicted model, not a curated record. NCBI's taxonomy places the organism in Eukaryota, Fungi, Ascomycota, Dothideomycetes, Mycosphaerellales, Mycosphaerellaceae.